GCAGCAGCAGCGGCAGCAGCAGCAGCAGCUAAGGCAGCAGCAACAAUCAGCAACAUCAGCGCCCUGUGUGCACCGACAAUAAUAUGAGGAGUGGCAGUUCGGAAUUACUACUCGAGCAGCAACAACAAGAGCUACGGUUACGUAAAAUCCGAGAACUGGCUCCGAAAAAGAAAAAUGGCAAUCGGCGCUUUCGUUCGUGGCGGGAACGUGCGCGUUUCUAUGGCACCUCGACACUGGCCUUCUUCUCGGUGACCGCCGGUGCGUCGCUGCUCUUCCUCGUACCGCUCUACGUCGAUCCGGCCAUAUCGACAUUGAGCCACGACUUUAUCGAGAAGCCAACACUGUGCACAACGACGCGUCGCGAGGAUCUCGUUGGCAUAUUCAAUUGCUCGUGGAGUUCGUGUCGCGAGGGCUGCACCUCCGAUUUGUAUCGCUGCGUUCAUAUCUAUGUGACAUUCGUUGAGCAGAACAUUACGAUACCCGAGAAUAUGACCGACUAUAGUAACUUUACGUCGGACAUGGAGCAGUCCGGCGAGGCGACGCUCCUGGUGAACAUCAAGGGAUGCGGUUAUCCGCCCUCGGUCACGUGCAAGAACUUCAACGGUUACUACGGCAUCGAGGGCGCCAUCUUUCCGUGCUUCUACUCGCGCAAGAACAAGACGGUGGUGCUGACGUCCUACAACCACGACGACCAGGUGGCCAUGAUCAUCCACUUCUUCGCGGUGCCCUUUGUGAUAACGGUCAUCUCGUCCAUCGCCCUCUGCAUCAUGCACUGCGACUGCCGCUGCAAGAAGGAUCGCAGCCACCGCCGCAAUCGGCCGCAGUGCCGAAGGCCGCGCAUCGAGAAUCUCAGUGAUACUUCGAUAUCAACGCGAGUGGACAUGCUCACGCCUGCUAUUGAAGUUUACAAGCCGCCCCUCUGACACAAGGACGACACUGUGGAGAGCAACUUAGGGAAUCCCUCGACGAGCAGCGACUUCUAGCAGAACCUGAUACAAAGCUCUGCGGAACUAGCUAAGGAUAAUCUAUUUGUUCUUCCAACAUAGUGUCGACCCCAAACGAAAUUCGAACGCAGAUGGGAGAUGGCCAAAGUCACCAAUGACCAACUCUAUCAGAGGUUUUGGUGCAACUAGUAGAGCAGAAAAGAACAGGACAGAACCGAAGAGAAAAGAAAUGAAUCAGAGCACACAGACAGACACACACACACAUAAAUUAAUAAUUGAUCCAACUGAAUAAUUCCUAAGAUUGAUUAAAUUUAGUUACUUUUUAGCGUAAAUGAUUUUUAAACCAGCCGAAGGGAAACGGAGGAAAAAAAGGCAAAGAGAAGUGUUAAUCGGUUAAUGAAAUAAAUCGAAGUCUAGUUGUAAGCUAUGUGGCAUGUGGCAUAUGUGUUUGUAUCUCUAGCCGCAUAUACAAUAUACAUGUGUAUAUGUGUGUCUGUACGAAUUAUAAUAUGCAAAUUUGGCAAUGUGUAAAUUUAGUUAAAACCGAAUCAUUACGGAUGUAAAACAACAAAUGGCAAAUGGCAGAAUGAGACAAAACAACACCUAAAACCGACAAAUGCAAUGGAUAAUUUUUGUACUGCUGAAAAGGGAAACCAAAAUGGAAAACCGAACAUUAACGUUAAGUGUACAAUUUUGCAUUAGGUAAUGAAUAAGUUUGUAAUGCAUUAGUAAUUAAAUACAAUACAAAAUGUUCAGCUAAUCACGAGGAAAGCAAACAGCAACCCAAAACUACAAAUGCAACCAAAAUAAUGUUACGUAAAUGUAAAUGCAAUUGGAAAUUCAAAUGGAAAUUCGGCCAGCGGCAGAAAACAUUUUACGCUUCGGUUAAUCGCUCCCCAAUUCCUCUCCCCACACAGAAAUGUAGACACGCCACGCCUCAUUUUAUAUAGGAUCCGCCCACAUUUUGUAACACCCACAGGCCAUCAAUCGCUUUUUGGUUUUGCUGUAGAGGAAAUCGGUAUGAAGAUGAAGUUCGUCCUAGACGACAUUUCGUAUGCCCUUCACAAAGUGCCCCAAGUUGAAAGGAUUUGGUCAAAUUUCAAUCAAGAAAUUUCUCGUACUCGUACUUGCGUUACAGUUAAUGUUGUUUUUUGAAAAGAACAAAAGAAAGUGGAAUACAAAACCCAAAUAUUUGUGGUGUAGUAAAAUGUAAAGGUUAAAAUGUUUAAAAGAUAAUUCAAUAAUGAACGUUUUUUGACUGUGAUCAUUUGAAUGAUAUAUAGAGGAAUAUGAUAUUAUUGAGUAUUGUUGUUGACAACAAAAAAUUACGAAAAGCAAUUAACUUCUCGGUCUUGAUUCCAUCAUCAAUCAAUCAACCAAUCAAUCAAUCAAUCAACCAGCACGCCAGAGCACAUUUCGCCUAGAAGUUUCUAUAGUUCUGUAGUUAGAUCACUCCCCCCAUAAUAAUAAUCCCACCCACUAAGUCGUAAUUCGUAAUUCUCUUUGGUUUCGAGGCUGAUCAUUAUCAAACCAACACACUCAUAGUCAUACACACACACACACACACAUAUUCGUGCUUGACAAUAUUUGAUUUCUGAAAGGAGUUUCUCAAUCAUUGCAUCACUACGGCACUUUUUCACAGGACAUGCUGCGCCCAAUUUGUAACUAAAACCGCUUAUUCUGUUCCACAUUGAGAUACAGAGGCUUUGGACGAGGAGGAAAGAUUAGGGGAUAUUGAAUGUUAACAUUUAUUUGUAUAAGCUGCAGAACAUUGUUGGAUUUAGAGGAACCUGCAUAGUUUUUUGAUAUUCAUGUAGAUACAUGUAAAUGCCACUCACUAAACUUAAGGACACCACGAUGGCAUCAAGGAUAAUUGCAUUAUAUUUGUAAUAUCAAACUGUUCAUAGUUAAGACAAAGCAAGCCACAAGAAAAACAAAAAGAAACCAAAAUAAGAAACAAUUAACAGAGAACACAAAUAACAAGAAAAUGUAUAUAAGCUGACUAGAAAAUUGGUAAUAGAAACUUUUGAAAAAACAAACGAACUCAAAGUAACAAACAAAUGAAGCUACAACAAAGUGCAUAUAAUUUUGAUAGUUAAGCUAAUUUUAAUACAUUUUUUAAGACACAGCAAGAGGGCAAAGGUACUACGAUAAGUAAACCAAACCAAACCAAAAAAUAGGAAAAUUACAAACCAACUGAGGAGAAGCCGUGAAAAUUAUUCCAUUUUUACACUCGUUAAUUGGUUUUGUUGUUACCGUAAAUAAUGCAAUAAACAUUCGCAUAUUUCUUAACUAUUAUUGUUAUUAUUAUCAUUGUUGUUAUUACCAUAUAUAAAUGAAGAUGAAAAUUUGAAUUUGACAA
Messenger RNA from Drosophila ficusphila, 3306 nucleotides. RefSeq names its product protein tipE (gene Teh1). Bases 84 to 923 code for a protein of 279 amino acids. Gene Ontology annotation, molecular function: sodium channel regulator activity. Gene Ontology annotation, biological process: regulation of sodium ion transport. The transcript has 2 exons. NCBI's taxonomy places the organism in Eukaryota, Metazoa, Arthropoda, Insecta, Diptera, Drosophilidae. The record is from RefSeq and is a predicted model, not a curated record.